AUGAGACAUGCUCACAAACGAUGUGAAGAUGACGGAAACUGGUUCGUUCAUCCAGUGACCAACAAGGCUUGGUCUAAUUACACUACCUGCGUUGAUAAAGAUGACUUAAAUUUCCGUCACAAGAUCAACAAGUUGUAUAUUUCCGGGUACUCGGUAUCCGUCAUCGCUCUCACCAUUUCCUUGGCGAUAUUCUGCUACUUUAGAUCGCUGAAAUGCACGAGGAUCACCAUCCACAAAAAUCUUUUUAUAUCGUUCAUCAUAAACAACGUUCUGUGGAUUGUUUGGUACACUACGGUCAUCAGAUAUCCCGCAGUACUCUUUAGUAAUAAGCCGGCUUGUCAGAUCUUGCACGUCCUGGUUCACUACUUCUUACUCAGCAACUACAUGUGGAUGUUCUGUGAGGGACUCUACCUACACACACUUUUGGUGAGAGCAUUUGUAGCUGAAGACAAAACAAUGAAAUGGUUCUACAUCCUUGGCUGGGGAUGUCCAACAGUGGUGAUCAUUACUUACGCCAGCGUAAGAAGCUCGUAUCCAGAGGAGACAAUCUUAACUCCUGACAGUCACCAAACAAGGAAAGCAGUGCGCGCCACAUUGAUUCUGAUACCUCUGCUGGGUCUUCAUUACAUCAUUAUCCCCUUUCGGCCCGAGCCUGGGUCACCGGAAGAAGUGGUGUACGAGCCCAUCUCUGCUGCAGCGGCUUCAUUCCAGGGGCUCUGUGUUUCUCUGCUAUUCUGUUAUUUUAAUGGAGAGGUGGUUGCCCUUUUAAAGAAAAAGUGGAAUCAAGUUUUCACCUCGUGGAAAAAUUAAAGAAACCGCAACUACGUCAUAACAACAAAGUCUGCAGAAUCCUGGCGAAAAAGGAGUGAAGAACCAACUUGAAAUAGAAAACUACAGGAAUGUGUGGGAGAUGGCGUUCUACGAAAGUAACAGA
Limulus polyphemus (Atlantic horseshoe crab) is the source of this 934-nucleotide messenger RNA. RefSeq names its product calcitonin gene-related peptide type 1 receptor-like. Gene Ontology annotation, cellular component: plasma membrane. Gene Ontology annotation, biological process: cell surface receptor signaling pathway; adenylate cyclase-modulating G protein-coupled receptor signaling pathway. Bases 1 to 810 code for a protein of 269 amino acids. Gene Ontology annotation, molecular function: G protein-coupled peptide receptor activity. Lineage: Eukaryota; Metazoa; Arthropoda; Merostomata; Xiphosura; Limulidae. The transcript is spliced from 11 exons. The record is from RefSeq and is a predicted model, not a curated record.